Spinacia oleracea (spinach) is the source of this 970-nucleotide messenger RNA. RefSeq names its product 60S acidic ribosomal protein P2-like. The transcript is spliced from 5 exons. Gene Ontology annotation, molecular function: structural constituent of ribosome. The record is from RefSeq and is a predicted model, not a curated record. Bases 1 to 522 code for a protein of 173 amino acids. Gene Ontology annotation, cellular component: ribosome; cytosolic large ribosomal subunit. Gene Ontology annotation, biological process: cytoplasmic translational elongation. Lineage: Eukaryota; Viridiplantae; Streptophyta; Magnoliopsida; Caryophyllales; Amaranthaceae.
AUGGGCAUCAGUAAGACCUCUUUGAUUUCUGUAUCUGAUGAUACCUGUCAUGAGUAUUCGAGGAGUUAUGAUGAUUAUAUGAUUGUGGCCUUGGCUAAUUUGAUGCAUGCGGAUGAUUCGAUUGAUGAAUUGGAUAGCUUUAUGUAUCAAACUUUUGUCUUCUCUUCUAAUUUCAUCAUCUCCCCUUUCCGCACCUUAUAUCUGAAUUCUUCCGUUUUCCUUGGAUUGACUGGAUUACUCUCCUUCCCUUUUCUGAUUUGUUCAAUUGCAGUGGGUGUUGAGCCUGAUGAGGCCAGACUUCAGUUGUUCUUUGACCAGGUUUCUGGUAAAGACAUCACAGAACUAGUUGCUGCUGGAAGAGAAAAGCUUGCCUCUGUCCCUGCUGGUGGAGGUGCAGUUGCCGUGUCAGCUGCUCCUUCAGGUGGUGCAGGUGCUGCUGCCGCAGAGGCUCCAAAGGAGGAGAAGAAGGUUGAAGAGAAAGAAGAGUCAGAUGACGAUAUGGGUUUCAGUCUCUUUGACUAAGUGGGAAGGAGCUGAUGUUUACAGCAAGUCUUUGCAUUUUAAAUAUAGCUCAAGUUUUGUUUGCUAUUUGGAAAUGUUCUAGAUUUAUUUUGAGAUUUUAAGUUUCUUUCUAGCUAAUCAGUGACUGAGGCAUUGGCAGACAAUUAGUUAUAUUGAAUUAUGUGUUAAAUGGUGUUGAUCCAAUAUAUAUCAGCUUUUGGCAUCCUUUGACAUUCUAUUAAUGCAUAAUUGCAUCUUGUUUUAACCUCAAGUCCUUUUUUCAUGAAUCCUUCUUAAUGGAUAAAAUCAGAUUUAUUUACAAGAUGAUGGGUGCUUGAUCAUUUUAAGUGUUUUGUUUUACUAGUUAUGAACAAUCAAUAGUCCUGCAUAUCGUUUCUACCUGUGUAAACUAGCCUUUUACAAUGCUGCAAAUUUGUGAAAAUGAAAUUUAUAUUUGUUUGGAGAGAAA